AUGGCAAACAACAAAACAUUAUGUUUUAUAUGUAAUGAAGAAAAAAUUACAUAUCCUUGUAAAGGAUGUUUAAAAGAGUUUUGUUUAAUGGAUUUAACAGAACAUCGUCAAAUAUUAAAUAAUGAAUUACAUCUUAUCAUCAAUGAAUAUAAUGAAUUUAAACAAACAAUGGAUGAACAAAAACAAAAUCCACAAAAUGAUUCACUAAUCAAACAAAUUGAUCAAUGGGAAAUAAAAUCGAUUGAAAUAAUUCAACAAAAGGCACAAGAAUACAGAGAAAUUAUCAUUGAAUCAUCGCAAACAUGUAUUAAUGAUAUUGAAAUGAAACUUAAUGAUUUAAGUGAACAAAUAAAACAGUUUCAAAAAGAAAACGAAUUUAAUGAAAUUAAUUUAAAUUAUUUAAGAAAUCAGUUGAUGAAAAUUGCACAAGAAUUAAAUAAUCCAUCAAAGAUUUCAAUUCAACAAGAUUCACAAUCAUUAAUUAAUGAUAUUUCAGUUAUUUUAUUAAAAAAACCAAAAUGGGACAAAUGGAAACAAAAUGCCAUCACUGUAGCUGGUGGAAAUGGAGAAGGACAACAAUUAAAUCAACUUAAUGGCCCUCUUGGAGUCUUUAUUGAUACAAAGAAAAAUAUUUUCAUUGCUGAUCAUUAUAACCAUCGUAUUGUUGAAUGGAAACAUAAUGCAAAAGAAGGACAAAUCAUUGCAGGUGCAAAUGGGCAAGGACAUCGAAUGGAUCAACUGGAUCGACCAACGGAUGUGAUUGUUGAUCAGCAAAGUCGUUCGACCAUCAUUGCUGAUUUUGGGAACAGACGAGUAAUUCAAUGGUUGAACCAAAACCAACAAAUUCUCAUUCACAAUAUUGACUGUUCUCGUUUGGCAAUGGAUAAACAUGGAUUUCUUUAUGUUAAUGAUUAUAAGAAGAAUGAAGUGAGACGAUGGAAAAUGGGUGAAUACAACAAUGACGGAAUUGUAGUGGCCGGUGGAAAUGGGAAUGGAAAUCAACUUAAUCAACUUAAUAAUCCUACUUAUAUCUUUGUUGAUGGAGAUCAGUCUAUUUAUGUAACAGAUAGAGACAAUGAUCGUGUGAUGAAAUGGAGAAAAGGCGCAGAAGAAGGAAUAGUUGUGGCUGGAGGAAAUGGUAAAGGAGGGAAUCUCAAUCAAUUGUCUUUACCUACAGGAAUGUUUGUAGAUGAUUUGGGUCAAAUCUAUGUGACAGAUGUUGGGAAUGAUCGAGUAACGCGUUGGUGUGAAGGAAAAGAAGAAGGUGAAAUUGUUGUUGGUGGAAAUGGUGAAGGAAAUCAAUCAAAUCAAUUGAAUGGUCCCAUGGAUUUAUCUUUUGAUGAUGAAGAAAAUCUUUAUGUUGCUGAUUACUUUAAUCAUCGAAUUGAAAAAUAUGAAUUAAUUUUGUGA
This is a messenger RNA of Adineta steineri, 1410 nucleotides long. The record is from the annotation of a GenBank genome assembly. NCBI's taxonomy places the organism in Eukaryota, Metazoa, Rotifera, Eurotatoria, Adinetida, Adinetidae.